GGGGGAAGCAGCUGGAGGAAGGAUCAGGAAGAUCCUUGGAAACACAGUUCUCCCUCUCUCUCAGUCUCCAAGAAGAAGCAGCGCCAGUGGAUCGGCCCCACAGGACUCAACCAGACAGUGUCUUUCCACCGCUCCAGCACCGCUCCGAGGCCUCGGGGACAGGGAGGGGACAACGACUACGCUCAGGCCCCCAAAAAGAGCUCCCAGCUCUCCGCUUACCCAGCUCUGGAAGCAGCGUGCCGGCGUUCCAACCCUCCGGAUAACUCCUCGGACAGCGACUACGACCUGCACUCUGCCCGCAGGGUGUGAUUCCCUGCUUCCCAAAGGAGCUGAUGCCACCUCCCACCUCAGCUUUGGGGGCAUCCCAGCAUUCCAGCACCCUUCCAGGAGCACUUCCCACCUUCCUCUUGGGAGAAAAGGAGGUUUUUGGGGUUUUUUUAAAGCUAUUUAUAGGAAUUUAAGAGGUACGGGGGUGCAAGGAGCCCUUUGGAAUAGUGGGAUCACCAGCUUCUCCAAACCAGGAUAAAGAGUUGGGAUGAUGGAUAAAGGAUAGGGAUGCAAGGGUGGGAAUACUGAGAAUGAGUCUGAGAUAUUUAAUAACAAAUACUUGUAAUAAA
This is a messenger RNA of Passer domesticus (house sparrow), 617 nucleotides long. It is a transcript of the gene CD5, whose product is annotated as CD5 molecule. Gene Ontology annotation, biological process: T cell costimulation. The annotation marks the transcript as partial. The record is from RefSeq and is a predicted model, not a curated record. Lineage: Eukaryota; Metazoa; Chordata; Aves; Passeriformes; Passeridae. Gene Ontology annotation, cellular component: plasma membrane. The transcript is spliced from 3 exons.